AAGCCAACGAAAAAACUUCUAUCAUUUUGUUUUUGGAAGACAGAUCCAGAGAGGGAGCUCAGAAGCAACAGUUCAAGAGGCAGAUUUCUUGUGGUCAAGCAGAUAAGAGCAGCCUGCAGCCAUGGGACACGCCUUUAGUAUCAAGACCUGUGACUUCCAAGCAGCAAGAAACAAUGAGGAGCACCACACCAAGGCCAUCAGCUCCCAGCGCCUCAUUGUGAGGAGGGGGCAGCCUUUCACCAUCAUCCUGCACUUCCAAGCUCCAGUCCACGCGUUUCUACCUACCCUGAAGAAAAUGGCCCUCAUCGCAAAAACUGGAGAUCAGCCGUCUGUGGCCAACAGGACCCAAGCCACAUUCCCAAUUUCCAGCCUGGGGGACCGAAAGGGGUGGAGUGCGGCGGUGGAGGAAACAGAUGCCCAGUGCUGGACCAUCUCCAUGACUACACCUGCGGAUGCCGUCAUUGGCCAUUACUCACUCCUGCUGCAGGUCUCCAGCAAGAAGCCACGCCCCCUGGGCCAGUUCACACUGCUCUUUAACCCCUGGGUUCGAGAGGAUGCUGUGUUCCUAGAGAAUGAGGCUCAACGCAGGGAGUACUUGUUGAAUCAGAAUGGCCUCAUCUACCUGGGCACGGCUGACUGCAUCCAGACAGAGCCCUGGGACUUUGGCCAGUUCGAGGCGGAUGUGGUUGAGCUCAGCCUGCAUUUACUCAACAUGGACACGCAGGAGGAGGAGUGGAGCAACCCUGCGCAUGUGGCCCGGGUCCUGGGUGCCCUGCUGCACGCUUUCAAGGAGGAGAGAGUCCUGCCCGCCCCACAGACCCCGACUGCCCAGGAAGGGGCCCUGCUGAACAAGCGCCGGGGCAGCGUGCCCAUCCUCCGGCAGUGGCUCAGAGGCCGAGGGCGGCCCGUGUAUGACGGGCAGGCCUGGGUCCUGGCUGCUGUGGCCUGCACAGUGCUACGGUGCCUGGGAAUCCCUGCCCGUGUCGUCACCACCUUCUCCUCAGCCCAUGGCACUGGCGGGGGCCUGCUUGUGGAUGAGUACUACAACGAGGAAGGGCUUCAGAAUGGAGAAGGCCACAGAGGCAGAAUCUGGAUCUUCCAGACCUCCACAGAGUGCUGGAUGGCCCGGCCUGCCUUGCCCAAGGGUUAUGGUGGAUGGCAGAUUCUAUACCCAAGUCUUCCUAAAGGAGGUAGAGUCCUGGAGGCCUGUGAUCUGGUCCCAGUCAGAGCAGUCAAGGAGGGGUCACUGUGGCUGACUCCUGCAGUAUCAGAGCUUUUUGCUGCGGUAAAUGCCACGUGUGUGGUCUGGAAGUGCUGUGAGGAUGGGACUCUGGAGCUGACCAACUCCAACACCAAGCAUGUUGGCAACAACAUCAGCACCAAGGGUGUGGGCAGUGAUCGAUGUGAGGACAUCACUCAGAACUACAAGUAUCCUGAAGGAUCUCAUCAAGAAAAAGAGGUCCUGGAGGAAGUCCAGAAAGAGCUAAUGGAGCAUGGGAAAGACAACAGCAUCCAUCCUCCGAGUCUCGAGACUGCAGAGCCUCUGUACCUGUUCUUGGAAGCGCCCAGCUCCCUGCCCCUAGGAGGGGAUGCCCAGUUCUCCGUGACCCUGGUUAACCCCAACGACCAGGAGAAGGCAGUACUGCUGAUGAUUGGGGUUCAGGCGGUAUACUACAAUGGUGUCCUUGCUACCGAGCUCUGGAGAGAGAAGCUGUCCCUCACACUCAAUGCCAACCAGAUUAUGAGAAGAACCAAAAGCCUGUCCUUCUCCGAUUUUGAGCAAAACCCACCAGAGAACAGCAUCCUCAGACUGACUGCUAUGGCAACACACUCCAAGUCCAGCCUUAGCUGUUUUGUGCAGGAAGAUAUUGCCAUUUGUAGACCACAUCUGACCAUUGAGAUGCCAGAGACAGCAGAGCAGUAUCAGCCUCUUAAGACCACAGUCAGCAUCCAUAACUCCCUAGAUUCUCCCAUGAAGGACUGCGUGAUCUCCAUCCUCGGGAGGGACCUCAUUUACAGAGAGAUGAGCUAUAGGUUAGGUUCGGUGCGGCCUGGAAACACCUUGCGCACCCAGUUCCAGUUCACGCCAACACACGUGGGGCCCCAGAGGCUCACUGUGGAAAUGGAUUGCAACAUGUUCCAGAAUCUCACCAGCUACAAAACUGUUACUGUGGUAGCCCCUGAACCUACAGCUUGAAAAUACAGCAGCUCUAUCACCACUCUCACCAACUGCCCUCUUGAAGCCAAAUGUGUUGGGCAGGGAAACUGUGCUAUUAGACAAAUGAAUCUCAAUUCAAGUUGAGUGACCAGGAGCAGAACUAGACUCCAAGGAAUCGACAGAUAAGACAUUCAUUUCCUUCACCCCAGCUUAAGGCAGCCAUGAAGACUGGUUUUCUUAGAAUAAAAACUACUGGGCUUGCCCACUUGGCAGGUGAACUAACUACCCUCCCCCCUACAUGGGGCAUUAAUCUCAGGGGUAUAAAUCUCCCUGGUAACAUGGGAUAUGACUCCCAAGGAUGAGCCUGGACCCG
Molecule: messenger RNA, 2531 nt
Organism: Choloepus didactylus (southern two-toed sloth)
Lineage: Eukaryota; Metazoa; Chordata; Mammalia; Pilosa; Megalonychidae
Gene: EPB42
Product: erythrocyte membrane protein band 4.2
Exons: 13
Coding region: 122-2197 (691 amino acids)
Biological process (GO): peptide cross-linking
Molecular function (GO): protein-glutamine gamma-glutamyltransferase activity
Source: RefSeq, a predicted model, not a curated record